Molecule: messenger RNA, 1941 nt
Organism: Carassius carassius (crucian carp)
Lineage: Eukaryota; Metazoa; Chordata; Actinopteri; Cypriniformes; Cyprinidae
Product: Ras-related protein rab7-like
Exons: 6
Coding region: 221-838 (205 amino acids)
Biological process (GO): endosome to lysosome transport; phagosome-lysosome fusion
Cellular component (GO): phagocytic vesicle; lysosome; late endosome
Molecular function (GO): GTPase activity; GTP binding
Source: RefSeq, a predicted model, not a curated record
CGAGAGAGGGAGUGUUUGCUGCUCAUUAUUACACACGGAUGUGCCGAACUGUCCGUGACUGAGAACAUCCAAAAACACGCCACACGACUCAGAGAGAGAGUCCCGAAUCGAUCAGAGACGGUGGAGGUGUCGUGUUGGCUUGCUUUUGUUGUAUGACAGCAGCAGAUUGUUGAGCCCAAAUUGGGAUUUCUCCUCAGAAAGCACAGUUUAGUCCACUAGGAUGGCUUCUCGUAAAAAGGUGCUCCUGAAGGUGAUCAUUCUCGGGGAUUCUGGUGUGGGGAAGACUUCUCUGAUGAACCAAUAUGUCAAUAAGAAGUUCAGCAAUCAGUAUAAAGCCACUAUCGGUGCUGACUUUCUUACCAAGGAGGUGAUGGUGGAUGACAGGCUGGUGACAAUGCAGAUCUGGGACACGGCAGGACAGGAGCGCUUCCAGUCAUUGGGUGUAGCUUUUUACCGCGGGGCAGACUGCUGUGUGCUGGUGUAUGAUGUGACUGCGCCGAACACCUUCAAAACCCUGGACAGCUGGAGGGAUGAGUUCCUCAUUCAGGCCAGCCCUCGAGACCCGGAGAACUUCCCCUUUGUAGUGCUCGGCAACAAAAUCGACUUGGAGAACAGACAGGUGACAACGAAACGAGCCCAGGCCUGGUGUCAGAGCAAAAGCAAUAUCCCGUACUUUGAGACCAGUGCAAAAGAGGCCAUCAACGUGGACCAAGCUUUCCAAACCAUCGCUCGCAACGCCCUCAAACAGGAGUCUGAGGUUGAGACGUAUGACUUCCCAGACCAGAUUAAACUGAGAGAUGACAGACCCGUGGCCUCUGGUGACGGCUGCAGCUGCUGAGGCAGGACGUAUGGAGACAGAGGGGACCAGAGAUGCAGAGGAGAGCCAGUGUGGGGCAGACCGAUCCCGAAGUGCAAAACAUCCAGCAUUCAGAAGAAAACACUUCCUUUCCAAACUUGUAUGUAAAGAACUGUUAGGAAUUUAAAGAAACUCCCUACUACAGCAUCACUUUUAAUAUAACUACCUUUAAGGAUAUUAUUUCUAUGAGAAAGAGAUGAAAUGUGAUAGUUAUUCUAUUAUUUACAAGUGAUUUUUAAUUUUUUUUGCUUUUUGUAUUGUUUAUUCCUUCAUCCAUGCAGAUUAUAGUCUUUCAGACUCAUCUCCUGCUUGUAUGUCUGUCUGUGCCUUUUACUUUGUUUUAGGAUGAAGUCUUCCUCGAAAUUCCUUUAUUUUGCCAAAUCCUUUAAUAUGGUAAACUAAACUCUUUAACUAAACAAAUAUACAUACACUCAGAAUACACAGCCAAGCAUGUCACAAUAUCAAAAUCAUCAGCAUAAUUUAAGAGCUGCCAAGGCCAGAAAGAAUUAUAUAAAGUUUGCGCCUAAGGAGGCCCCCUUACAUGACUUGUUAGGCUGGUGAACAUUUUGGGGAUCUGGGAGCUCAGGAAGUCUUAAGUGCAAUCAUUUUAACCAUGCAACAGUUUCUUUCACUUCGAACGAAAGUGUUUCCCCAGUUUUAAUGUAUGAAUGUAACAGUAAUGAUUAAUUCUUGUCUUGACCUCAUGCUGUUUAAUUACUAGGUUUACAGUUUAUUUUGAUGUUUCUAUGUUCAUAUAGUAGACAUUUCUAACAGGCUCAUCUCAUUGAUCGAAUUAUGGGUAUGAUGUAGGUCAAAUAAAGGAAAGCUGAAAUCGGAGAGUGAGCCCUGACAACCCUUGAAUAUGUAUGUGUGACUUUUUUUUUUUUCACGUCUGUUUCUAUCAACCAGUGUUGGAGAUUAUAUUGAUCGAAAACCCUUAGUGAUGUCUGCCAAUAGAAACCAAUAAACACACAUCUGUCCCUCUUUUAUAAAACAAGUACCUUUCCUUAAACACGGUCAAAUCAUUUCUCUGUAUUGUUUCAUCAACAAUGCUUCAUUAAUAAAUCUUUAUUCAAAUGACAAAA